AUGAAGAUGAAGAGUCUGAAGACAACGAGUCUUCUGGAAGCGAAUACCAUGAAGACGACAACAAGAAGGGAAAGGGCAAGGCGAAGGUUGGAAUUCGCAACNAGAGCUCCUUCCGACCCCUUUGUUGCAAACGGUACAGAGGAUGCCACUUCAUCAGCAAAGUCUCUUCGCGCUAAGCCUCCUGCUGGCCAACCUAAGAAGAGUCCCAUGGAGGGCCAUGCCGCUUCGUACAAGCCCAUUGGACCAUCAUCGCCCAAGCGUCUUGGACAGGCCGCCAUGGGACCUCCAUCUGCAGUCCCUACAACCAACUCUACUGGACCUGCUCUACUGUGA
Messenger RNA from Aureobasidium musti, 333 nucleotides. The record is from the annotation of a GenBank genome assembly. NCBI's taxonomy places the organism in Eukaryota, Fungi, Ascomycota, Dothideomycetes, Dothideales, Saccotheciaceae.